Molecule: messenger RNA, 2601 nt
Organism: Aricia agestis (brown argus)
Lineage: Eukaryota; Metazoa; Arthropoda; Insecta; Lepidoptera; Lycaenidae
Product: kinesin-like protein Klp68D
Exons: 12
Coding region: 259-2361 (700 amino acids)
Biological process (GO): microtubule-based movement
Molecular function (GO): microtubule motor activity; ATP binding; microtubule binding
Source: RefSeq, a predicted model, not a curated record
CCGAUCGUAGCGGGUGAAUCUGAAAUUGUGCUUCUCAAUUUUACGAUUUUUUUAUUUAUUUUGUUUACCCGAUAAUAAUAUUACAUCUGUGUUAUUUGGUUAUACUGAGUUAUAAUUCGAUAUAAUGAAUGUGUUUUAAGUGUUGCAAUAUAUAAUUCGUCUAAUUUGGUGAUGCCGACAAUAGGUUCGCUCCGAAUGGAUCGAUAUCGUUGACUUUCUGUUUGAUUCUUUAUUAAUCAGAAAAGCUUGUGUGUAAAGAUGGAAAAGUCAGCACGGCCACGGACGGCUCUUAAUGAGUGUGUCAAGGUGGUAGUGCGCUGCAGGCCAUUGUCGGAAAAAGAAAAGAAGGAAGGCUACGAUGAGGUGAAGAAGGCGAAGGAGCAGAAAUGGUUCGAGCGGCUCUCCACGUCUUCAAAGUCGCCGGCUGACAGUAAGAGUAACGGCCCCUUACAGGUGGUGAAAGUUUGGCCAGAUCGAGGGGCGAUCCAGGUGUACAAUCCCAAGGGCCAGGACAAGCUGUUCACAUACGAUGCCGCCUACGACUGCACAGCUGACACACAGACUAUCUACGAUGAAAUGGUCCGUCCGCUGGUCGCUUCCGUCCUGGACGGGUUCAAUGGAUGUGUGUUUGCCUACGGGCAAACCGGCACAGGCAAAACCCACACUAUGGAGGGUUCCAAUGAGCACGAGGGAAUCAUACCACGUGCCUUCCGCCACAUAUGGGCCCACAUAGAGAACAACGCCUCGCCGGACGUCACCCACCUGGUUUCCUGCUCCUACGUGGAGCUGUACUUAGAAGAUGUAAGGGAUCUCCUCUCCAAAGACUGCAAAAAACUUACCAUUAGAGGACAGGAAUUAAACGGGUUCUAUAUACCGGAGAUGACGUCUGUAGUCUGUAAAUCCGCUGCCGAGAUGGUUCGAGCUAUGCGGGCAGGCAACCGCAACAGAGCCUCCGGCAGAACAGACAUGAACGAGCAUUCCUCCAGAAGUCAUGCUGUGUUCCUGGUAACCGUGGAGACAGCCCACCGAGCUACCAAUAGGAUAAGAGUAGGCAAACUGAACCUAGUGGACUUGGCGGGCAGCGAGAGGCAGCGCAAAACUGGCGCGUCGGCGGACCGGCUGCGGGAAGCGUCGCGCAUCAACCAGGCUCUCUCGUCUCUGGGCAACGUCAUCUCGGCGCUGGCGGAGAACAGCCCCCAUGUUCCGUACAGAGAUUCAAAGCUUACGCGGAUCCUUCAGGAUUCUCUCGGUGGUAACAGCAAGACGAUAAUGAUUGCUAACAUCGGCCCAGCUUCAUACAACUACGAUGAAACUAUAACGACCCUUAGAUACGCCCAUCGAGCUAAGGCAAUUAAGAACAAGCCGGUGCGGAACGAAGACCCGAAGGAUGCGAAACUUCGGGAAUACCAGGCGGAGAUCGAGCGACUGCGGACCCUCAUCGAGCGACGCAAGGCGGUCGAGCGCAAGAAACGCACGCCCAAGCCCGCUAAAGCGCCGCGAUCCGCCUCCAACGAGGAGGAAACGGAGAGCAUCGAAAAUGAACAUUUACUAGCGGAAUCUACCAUAGAACAAGAGAAAACUAAAACAGAGGAACUCGAGACUCAGAUCAAGGCUCUAGAAGAGAGAUUAGUUCAAGGAGGCGGAGGCAAAGAUCUAAUUAAUAACCUCAACGAAAGCCAAAUAAUUCUAGAACAAAGAAAUCACGAAAUCGCCGAAAGAAAAAAGAGGGAAGUGGAAAUGCAACAGAAGAUAGAUUUAGAGGAGGAAACGACUGCUAUAGUAACUAAUACCUUCACUACACUUCAACAAGAAGUUGAUCAUAAAACGCAGAGAUUAAAAAAGUGCCUGGCGAAGUACGCGUGCCUCCGCGAGGAGAUGGUGGAGCAGCGCGAGGCGCACGACGCGGAGCGGCGCGAGCACGAGGCGCUGCAGGCGGCGCUACUGGCGGAGCUGCGCCGCCGCCUGCUGCUCGCCGACGGCUUCGUGCCCGAGGCCGGCCGCGCCACCGUGCUCCGCUUGCGGUACAACGACGACAGCGACACCUGGGAGCUGCCUGAGCACAGUGGCGCCGAGGUCCUCCGCACGCGGCCUGUAGCAAGCGGCGCGCGACGGCCCAUGUGUACGCUUGCGUUAGAGGCGACGUCGGGUCGGCGGCGCUGCGACAACGUGCUCGCGCUGCGGCCCGCGCCGCUCCCGCCCACCGUCGCCCGCUACCCGCCCCCCGCGCCGCCCGCACCGAGAACGCAGCCGCAGCCCGUAGAGGUGGUACCCAAGAAGGAGGCGAUAUUGGAGCGCGGACGUAGUGCGCGGCCCCGCCCACCGUCCGCGCACCCGCGACUCGGCACCGCUGGCGUGCGGUAGAGCGGACGAACAGUCUCAGUACUUAGAUGGGUACGGCGAAAUCAACACCUUUAGCAGAUUUCAGAUUGGUUUUGAUCCGGUCAGAAAUUGGCAGGUGCAAAAAUGACAGCUUUCAAAAACUAUUAGACACAUGGCGUACUCGAUACUGUACGCUAGGGGCUAGGGCCUAGGUGGAGCUCGAAAAUGUUUAAAAUGAACGUGGCGAAGAAAGGAACUAACGCUGCCAUCAUACAAAAACUC